This is a messenger RNA of Delphinapterus leucas (beluga whale), 7217 nucleotides long. NCBI's taxonomy places the organism in Eukaryota, Metazoa, Chordata, Mammalia, Artiodactyla, Monodontidae. The record is from RefSeq and is a predicted model, not a curated record.
CCCACAGAAGAUGGUGGAGCCUCGGUACCAGGAACUGAAAAGCAACGAAAUCCCUAAACCCAGUAAGGAGGCCGUGACCAUUGCUGUCAUUUCUGGAGAAGCCCUGGGAGUCAAGGGAUGAUGGCCAGGCAGUGGGAUGCAUUCAUGGUUAAGAGGCUCCGGACGCGCAAGCUCAGCGGCGGUGGCUCACGGCCCCAGCCUCUCCGCGGCAUGUGGGAUCUUCCCGGACCGGGGCACGAACCCGUGUCCCCUGCAUCGGCAGGCGGACUCUCAACCACUGCGCCGCCAGGGAAGCCCCAGACUAAAACCUUUAAAGAUAAGUUUCCCAAAUGCUUUAAACAGAGAAUUAAGAAAUGAGAAGAAAAGAAAGACAAAAGAGGAAUAGCUUGGGAUUUUAGUACCUGUGCAGGCAGUGUUAAUCAGGACCAAAAGAAAAAGGGAAAAGAAAGUAAUUUUACUGAUGGAAUUCAGGUGCAUUAGUUCGGUACAUGCUGAAACAGAUUUAUAGAGAAAUGUUUUAUUCUGGGUUGCCUUGGACCAAUUUAUUUUAAUCCUGUGGAAAUAGAUAGUUUGAGGACAAAAAGGAAUGAUUUGCUUAAUUAAAGUCUCAUUCUAUUUUGAGGGUCUAUUAAUAGUUUAAUACUAUACAUGAAAAGAAACAAAACAGAACUCAGGAAAGAGUGUGCCUAAUGGCGAUAUUCCUUUAUAAGUUGCAAAGCAGCAGUGUGUGCGAUGGAAAAAUUAAGUCCAGAUUUGCUCAAAGUGCAUUUGAGCCUGGCAUUAUCAUCUUUGAGUUAAAUGAACAGAAUUUACAUUUGCUAUUCCAGCAGUUACCAAGGAAGAUCAAAAUUUUAAAAAGCAAUACCUAUUUGCUUUUCAAAAACUGUGUGUGUGUAUGUGUGUGUAUAUAUAUCCAUACAUAUAUGUAUACACACACUCAUGGGAACAGCUUUCAAAUUGAAUUUUAUCUCAGGAUGGAUUAACUGAAAUAGAAUAAUGUACAUAUAGGUUUGGGGUAGUUGCUUAUUCAAGACGUGUUAUAUUGAAACCGUCAAUGAUCUGAUUUUCAGUACAAAAAGGAAAGUAGAAUCCGAAUUCUGUUUUUGGCUAUAGAUGUUGUGAAAAACACCUUCAAAAUGAAUUUCAUAUUUCCCUGUAGCCCUUUUCACACUGUAAGGCAGUAGGAUAUAUUUGUGGCUUUAUAAUGUCUCUCGUUGGCUUGUUUACAAUUUUGUAAACGAAUAUGUAAGUACAGAAUUCUGUGUCUGUGUGUGCAUACGCAUAUCUGUGUCCUUGCAGCAUUAGAGAGAGAGGUUACUGUUUGGGGGACAAUAUGGAUUAGGUUGAGAAGCUAGAGGCAGGAAGAAAAGAGCUCACCAGGAGGGCAAAACUGAUGGCCGAGCUUGAGGGCAAGAGUAGUGCAGUUAGCCAGCAGCCCCCUAUUCACUCCCCACAGCCCUCAUGGCUCUCCCUCGCCCCAGCCACGUUCUCACUUCUCUACAGCUCUAGUCUGAGAAAUCAGAAGGGAAUUUACAAUAUUAAAAAGUGGAGGAAGACAUUAAAAUUUUCUGACUCCAGAUUUCAGAAGCAGAAAUACACUUCAACAUCAGUGAAGUCCCAACACCAGAUUUUCAGAUUGAGUGAACUAAGCCCAGAAGAAGAUAAAGGCUUUGCUAGUCAGCAGGAAAAGCAAUACCAGCAUCAGAGGCUCCUGGUUUCCAGGCCGGGAUACUGCAGCGGCCCCGGAGGCAGAGAAGUAAUUUUAGAAGUCUUCAUCAGGCAAAACCAGAUCCUUUCCAGAUGGUGCCUUACACACCUCAUGAUGCUAGAGGAUCGGACCCUGCAUCCCGCGGGUGCUGCCCUUGUUUCAUGUGUGAUCCAAGCUCUUCAGAUUGAUUGGGAAUCUUUGGCCUCAGAAAAGUGCACAAAUGACGUGUACAGCUCAGAGGAUUUUCACCAAGUGAACUCAUCCGUGAAAUCAAGAAACAACAUUGCCAGGCUCCAGAAGCCCCCUUUUAAACCCCAUUCAGUUACUAACCUUCCCAAGUCCAAGAGUUACACUCACACACCAACUUUAUAUUUGGACUUCAGAUUGGGCCAAGGAGCAAAGCAUUCCCAGCCUAUUCCUAAAGGGUGGACAAGCUUCAUUUAUACCAUAUCUGGAAAUGUGUAUAUUGGACCUGAUGACACGCAACAAAAAAUAGAACCUCAUCACACAGCCGUGCUGGGGGAAGGUGACAGUGUCCAGGUGGAGAACAAGGAUCCUGAGAGAAACCACUUCGUCCUGAUUGCUGGGGAGCCAUUAAGAGAACCAGUUGUUCAACAUGGUCCAUUUGUGAUGAACACAGAUGAAGAGAUUUCUUAGGCCAUUCUUGAUUUCAGAAAUGCGAAAAACGGCUUUGAAAGAGCCAAAACCUGGAAAUCAAGGAUUGGAAACUAGUGACAAGCGCAAGGGCAGGUCUGGCUGCCUUGUAGAAUUUUGCCCUUUGUGGCAUCCACCUGUUCAGUGCAUCCAUUUUCCAAAGCUGACUUCGCCAGUGCUUCUGAAGAAUUCCACACUCAAGUGAUGACAUGUUUUCUAUAGCAACGUCUGUGAGAUAUUUCCUGGCCCAAGCAAAUAAACCUAAUUGUUGCUUCUUUAAAAAUCAGUGUUCUUCAUUUCAAUCUAAGUUACUUCUGUUAAAAAAAUUAUUUUGUCUAUGUUUUCCUUUUCAUGGGCAUGUGGACAUUUUGUCGUCUUUGUGCCUGUGUGUUUUUUAAAGCACAUUUGAUUACUUUCUGUGUGUCACUGAUGGAGGUGCGUGAGCAUCUGAGGUCUCUUUCUGAGCAACGCAGUUUCGAUGCCUAUGUGCUGGGGUUUCAUGUUACAGGUUAUCUCCGUGGGUAAAGUAACAGCAGUUCUGAGCGUUCCAGUCAGUUUUCAAAACUGCCCUGCUAUUGGUAGGGACACGACAGGAUUACGGCCAAGACUUCCCUGCUUUUUCUGCCAAAAUGUGUGUCAGAUUUAAGACAACAUGCUCCUGCAAGCUUCCAUGAGGGUUGUGAAAAAAGUUUGAAUCCACAACUGGGUCCCAGCCUCCUGUAGCUGCAAACAUUGGUGGCCAAACCACCUCCUUCUAAAACAACUCAAACCUGGGGCACAGGGGGGGAAGAUUUUUUUUUUUUUAGUUUGCUGGAAAUGAGAUGGACUUAGAGGCUUUCUCAUUUCAAGUAGAAGACAUAUCCACUUCCUGAUUAUUUUGGGAGCGCACGAACAUUUAAACUUUUUUUCAGUUCUCUCCCCCCCCAUAAGAUUGUGCAGAAACGUACCUUGACUAAUUGAUUUUGAUCACAACUGAUUAUUUGUUUUCCCCUGUGAACUCCUGGGGUUUCGAACUUUCCUUCUGGAGAAUAUGCCUUUUGAACCAGUUUGCUCUAGCUGCCUGAGGUCAACUGCUUGGUAAUCAGUGGAUAUUAGAAUAUUCAAAAUGUACAGACAGUGGGCAGUGGUGAAUAUUUUCAUGAUGUCUUCUCUGCAGUUGGUGCAGAGCUCCAGUUAUGAACAUGGACCAGUGAAGGUAGGUGAGCUCAAUUUUUCAUGUGAUGCAGAUUUUUAAGUUGGCUUAUACAGAGGAUGUUCUUUCUUUGCCGCCACUAUUUUUGAGACAAUAUAAAAAUGCAUAACACUCCUCGUAGUGGGCAGGAUAUAUUCUGUACUUGUUAAUGAGUAUUCUGUUUCUUAGGCUUACUAAGAUUCUUGCCAUGAGUUUUUGAAAACGCUGGGGGUGGGGGCUUUUGGAGUUGUAAUAGGACAUGAAAGUUUCCCCUCAACUGUAUAUGCAGAUAGCACAGUGAUUUUUUUUUAUUUGAAACAAAUUGAUUUACAAGGUUGUGUUACUUUCUGCUGUACCACAGUGAUUUUCUCAUGAAGCAUUGACUUGUUUUUACGACACAGAUAACUUUGGGGGCUGUUUCUUUUCAGGUCACCUGUGAGCUAGUUUAGUUAGUUAAUUUCUUCUGGGAACUGAAAACUGCCAUGCUUUCUACAGAUGUUUUCUAUCUGGUUUUCCAAAUUACCCAUUGCCACCAUCUAGAAAAAUCUUUUCUCUGAAGUCGUUUUGGUCCUUUGCUUUUUGAAACGUGUGUAAAACUCAACCAUAAUCAAAUCUUUGAUUCUAUGAGCAAGCGUCAGAUAGAGCCCAAUGAAUUGAGAGUAAUGAAAAAAGAUUAACUGGGAUGUUACUGUCUGAGCACUAUUUCGCCCAGUUUUAUUGUAUUUCAUAGACUGUACUAUUUUUCUCAGCUUUUGAUUUUGAAAAUGAUUCAGAUAUAAUUGUUUUGACUGAAGUGGUGCUAAAUCAUUAUUGAUUUUGGAAUUUCUGGCCGUGAGCAAUCAAAGUGGACUUGAGUUUUUGUAGCUGUCAUUAGGAAAUGCAUUUUCAACAAGGGUGAUAUCGCCCCCAACAGGGGAAAAUUGGUCCUUGGGGGUGAAAACGUCUUACUCUUAUGUAUAAAGCACAGAUGUACUUACACUACAGAAAGAGAUACACAGUAUUUCUGCGAAGGUUGAACUCUGUGUUAGGGGUAGAGAGUCACCUUGCCCAACAAGCGACACCUUUCUAACUUUCCAAAUUCCAAACGGACGCGAGAGAGAUCACCGUCGUUCAGCUCCACUUCUUUGCCACCAGCCUGGAUGUGGGAUCUCAAUGCCAGAUCGCAGGUAAAAGGGAAUCUCAUUUUGAGCCUAGGGGACAGGAGAAAAAAAAAUCAGACUUGUUUGAAGUAAGUAAGGCUUUUCAGGCUGUUCAGCUGUCUUUAAGUCCACCCAACCCCUGGCUCAAUUAAAUCUUUCCGAUGCGAAGGAAAGACGUGCGUACAGUUAAACAGAAGUUCGGGCGUAGAUACGAGUGGGUGGUGAGGGCUAAGGAGGUAUAUCAUAUUGGUUAUUAUACAUUUCCUUUUCCCCCGUAACUUUCUCUUAAGAGAAAAAUCCAAGAAGAUAUGUGUUUCUUAAUGUUAAUGUUCUUCUUGUUUAAAUCAAAAUUGAGUAUGAAAGCAUAUUCAAGAUGGUAAUGGUUUGGACACUGGGAUAUGAAUGUAUUUUGUGCAUUUUGAGAUAAAAAUGUUUCAUUUAUUGUAAGACGUGUCCAGGGUCCUCCUUGGUGGUCGGUCCGUGAGCGUGUUCUUCUCUCCACCCUCCCCUCUUCUAACCACCUCUUUUCCCAAAAGGAUGGCAAUGAUGCCAAUUCUAUCGCGAGGUUGCCCUUCCCCCACAGUGGUCACUUUCUAGCCUUGAACAUCCUCCUAUUUUUUCAGCUUAGACUAGCAGUGCCUCUAGUACAGUUACACAAGUCUGUGAACAUUUUUUUUUCUGCAGUAACCAUGCAAAAGGCUACCAAUACCCUGCAGAAUUGCUCUCAAAGCCAUUUGAGUGUAAGGCAUCCUGAUUUCAUUAGUCUUGCUAGCUGUACUUAGGACAGCUGUUUGGGGUCAGUAGUGCAUGGAAUUUGUGAACUGAGAUGAAUCUGUUGGAAAAUCUCAACUCAAAUCUACUGUGCGUACUGUUUAGCUGCUAAGUUUUUCAAUCAUCUAAGCAGAACGUGUUUUCUUCUAGAAAUAAGAUUAACCCAGUGCCUCUUUCUGGCUCACUAGUAUAAUCAGAUUAACCACCUAGAUAUGGCAUUUAUUUCUGUGUCUGUUUUCUCCAGCUUUUAUAUAUGUUGGUGUAAUCAUAUACAGUUGCACAGAGCGUGCACUGCACAACUCUAGGAUGCUCCAUCCACAUAGUCUCACGUCUGUAUGUGACAGCCCUGAGUACAAUAGUGUAGACAUUCUGGGCGUUUGAUAAAUAAAUACCUGCAACCUCACUGUCCUGUCAUUCACAUCGACCUUCUGACCAGCACUGUUUCUGGUGUAUUUGAUAAGCAUUGUUUGUCACCAGGAACCUUGGCACCCCCUUAAGUCACUAGGGGAAGCCAUUGCCAUAAAUCUCUUCAAAGUCACUGAUGCAGACAUACCAGGAGAGUGACGAAGGAUUAAUUCCGGGUCCUGGUAGGCUUGCCCCACUCUUCUCUGACGGAAUUUGUCUCCUUCUUCCCCACAUGACCUUUCAGCCCCCUCUUUCAUCACUUCAGUGGUGGAAGACUGUUGCUGAGUGGUGGAGUUGUUCAAACUCGGCCUGAGACUGGAAUAAAUCCAAGAUCCACAGGAAUGUGGGACACCUCUAAGUACCGUGUGAAGCCACAUGGCUCACGAGACUUCAUAAUCUUUGUGUCACUUGCCUUCUCCUGAAAUUGUCUCUAAAGGGAAUUGAAUAACAAGGACUAAGAUGCACCUUCCAUAUUUAAUUCCAGGAAGCGGACCCGCCCCCACUGCUCUCCCUACGGUCGUGCACAGGGAAGUCCAUUGACUUCGUUGCUAGUCAGAUGGCCCAACGAGCUCGUGCCCACUUUCGUAUCAGGCACCAUCCUUGGCACAAAAUACAUUUGAAAUGUUUUCCAUUAAUUUCUUCUUCAUUUAUGACCUUAUAGGUAAAUGCGUUGCAUUACAUGCUUCUGUACACAGAUCUUUUCUAUCCUUAACUGGUGGUUGAAGCUUUUAUAUCACUUUAGCCUAUUAUUGCUAUUCAGGAUACAGUAGGACCCUCUGUAUCUUAUAGCUUGAAUAUACUACUUCCUUGUAUGACUUAUUUUUUAAUUUACAACCCCUGAUUUGGGGAAUUCCCUGGAAGUCCAGUGGUUAGGACUCCACGCUCUCACUGCCCAAGGCCCAGGUUCACUCCCUGGUCAGGGAACUAGGAUCCCACAGGCUGCGUGGUGUGGCCAAAAAAAACAACCACCUGAUUUGGACUUGGCGGAUUAGCCUUUAGACCCCUAAAAGCUCUAGAAAAAAGAUCACAUUAAAGCUGUAUGUUGAGCGAGUUUCGUUAAGGAACUGCUCUUCGGACAGUCUUAUAAAGAUAAUUUAUGGAAUGAAAAUGCAGUAUUUGGACACACGAAUGCUUCCAUGUAGGAUGUAACGUAGGACGAUCUGGAACUCCCAGGCACCUUUAUCAUUACCACAGUGGCCUAGAGGUAGUAGAGGAAGAGGGACACAAGUGACAGUAAAUUGUUUCUGAGCACCUUUCUAAGCUCAGCUCUUUCCCACCACUUGAGAUUAACAGAGAGAGGGUGGGAAACUAUCCACAAUUGGGAAAGUGAUUGAGAUGAGGUGAGAUGAGACAUUUCUUUUUUUUUUUU